Molecule: messenger RNA, 312 nt
Organism: Neurospora tetraspora
Lineage: Eukaryota; Fungi; Ascomycota; Sordariomycetes; Sordariales; Sordariaceae
Exons: 2
Coding region: 1-312 (103 amino acids)
Source: RefSeq, a predicted model, not a curated record
AUGACGAUGAAAAACCAACUCGCCGAGCUUGAGGGCUGGGACACAUCUGACUUAGAUGAAGAUGAUUCAUCCGAGGAACCGAAUGCCGGCAGCAAACAUUCCGUCGACGGAAGCCAAGCAGCCAUCGAGGACGGACAUUCAACAAAGACCCAGUCUGACUACACGAUUGUCGGUAGUACUUCUGGACCUUCAGGACCAGGCGAGAUGGCCCGAAAGAUUGACACUAGUGAUCUCGAUCCAGUGCCUAAUCGCAUAGAUAUGGCUCGACAAGAAAACGAGCGCCGUCAAACGGAGGAUCUUCAACGAUUCUAG